Colletotrichum orchidophilum is the source of this 1416-nucleotide messenger RNA. Its product is annotated as dihydrolipoyllysine-residue succinyltransferase. The coding region runs from base 1 to 1416 and encodes 471 amino acids. Gene Ontology annotation, biological process: tricarboxylic acid cycle. Gene Ontology annotation, cellular component: oxoglutarate dehydrogenase complex. Lineage: Eukaryota; Fungi; Ascomycota; Sordariomycetes; Glomerellales; Glomerellaceae. Gene Ontology annotation, molecular function: dihydrolipoyllysine-residue succinyltransferase activity. The transcript is spliced from 2 exons. The record is from RefSeq and is a predicted model, not a curated record.
AUGAUGCGCUCCCAGCUCCAAGCCGUCGGCCGCCUGGCCAAGCCCUCCGUUGCCGCUCCCAGACUCGCAUCCGCAGCUCGCAGCCAGAUCACCAGCACCGCCUCAAAACCGACGACGACGACGACAAGAACCCUCGCAACCGCGACACGCACUACCUCGAGACCGAUCGUACACCUCUACCCCGCCCUCUCCUCCUCGCAAUACCGCUCCUUCAGCACCACCCGCAUCCAGCAUGGCGAGGUCAUCAUCACCGUCCCGCAAAUGGCCGAGUCCAUCACCGAGGGCACCAUCGCCUCCAUCGGCAAGCAGGUCGGCGAUCGCGUCGAGGCCGACGAGGAGGUUGCCAGCAUCGAGACGGACAAGAUCGACGUCGCCGUGAACGCACCCGAGGAGGGCACCAUUGUCGAGCUCUUCGUCGCUGAGGGCGACACCGUCGAGGUCGGACAGAAGCUCGCGCGAUUGGAGACGGGCGGCGCCCCGGCCGAGAAGAAGGAAGAGACCAAGAAAGCCGACGAGCCCGAGAGCAAACCCGAACCCGCCGCCGCGCCGGCCCAGGAGCAGAAGAAGGAGCCCGAGGCGCCCAAGAAGGAGGAGAGCAAGCCCGCGCCGGCCGCACCACCCAAGCCCGCCGCCGCUCCCCAGCAGCAGCAGCAACAACAACAACAACAACAGAAGCCCGCCUCCGAGGUCCCCUUUGGCGCGACGGGCGCCUUCUCCCGCGGCGAGCGCACCGAGAAGCUGCCGCGCAUGCGCAAGACCAUCGCCACCAAGCUCAAGCAGUCCCAGAACGCGACGGCGUCGCUGACGGCCAUCGAGGAGGUCGACAUGACCAACCUGAUGGCCUGGCGCGCCAAGAACAAGGAGGCCGUCAUGAAACGCUACGGCGUCAAGCUGGGCUACAUGGGCGCCUUCACCAAGGCGACGUGCCUGGCCGCGCAGCGGGUGCCCCAGCUCAACGCCUCCAUGGACACCGAGAAGGAGAUUAUUACGUACAGGGAUUACGUUGACAUUAGCAUCGCCGUCUCUGCGCCCAAGGGUCUCGUCACGCCUGUGCUGCGCAACGUGGAGAGCUUGGAUAUUGUGGGUAUCGAGCGUGGCGUCGCUGAGCUGGCUGACAAGGCCCGCAAGAGCAAGCUCGCCAUGCCCGAUCUCGAGGGCGGUAACUUUUCCAUCAGCAAUCCCGGAAUCUUUGGCUCGCUGUUCGGAACACCCGUCAUCAACUACCCCCAGGCCGCCAUUUUCAACAUGAACGGCAUCAAGGAGCGCGUCGUCGUCGUCGACGGCAAGCUCGAGAUCCGCCCCAUGAUGUAUAUCACCGUCACCUACGACCACCGCCUCAUCGAGCAGCGCGAGGCCGAGGCCUUCCUGGGCGCCGUCAAGGGUUACGUUGAGGACCCCUCCAGCCUCCUUCUCUGA